Messenger RNA from Spizellomyces punctatus DAOM BR117, 6063 nucleotides. RefSeq lists its product as uncharacterized. Bases 2044 to 5943 code for a protein of 1299 amino acids. The transcript is spliced from 12 exons. The record is from RefSeq and is a predicted model, not a curated record. Gene Ontology annotation, biological process: transmembrane transport. Gene Ontology annotation, cellular component: membrane. Gene Ontology annotation, molecular function: ATP hydrolysis activity; ATP binding; ABC-type transporter activity. Lineage: Eukaryota; Fungi; Chytridiomycota; Chytridiomycetes; Spizellomycetales; Spizellomycetaceae.
CACGGUUGAGACUGAGCCAAUACAGAUGUCCUCGCUCCGCAUCCAUCGGCUCAUAAGCACAUUCAAUGCACUGAGAAUCACAACAAAGGGGGAUGUCUGUUUCGUUGAGGCAUAGUAGACAAUGGCGUUCGAUAGCUCCAAGGAAAAACUGAAUUGAUGAUAUCUCAUCGACGGGAUAUGUGCCUCUCCGUUGUGCGCUUUAUCAGUUGGAAAAGGGCAGGAAGGCGCCUUUUUCAACUGCUCCGCCCAAUACGCCGUCUGCACUACCGAGGAGAUGAGAGACUCGCAUGUAAGCUGCUCAACAUUGGGGAGCAUCAUCUUGGUCAGCGUAGCGCGUAAUUGCUGGGCACAAGACUCUGCCGUGUCCGGGAAGGUACAAGGAUCGACCGAGAUACGGCCGGUGAACGCGGCGGAUGCUGAAUCCAAGAUCUCGAGGCGGAUGUCGGAGUCCGAUGGGAGAUGUGAUGACAAGCUGCAACGUGCGAGUCAUGAGAACAAGCUAGGUCAACAAGCAGCCAUUAAAACGAACCUUGCAUCGCGGAGAAGAACGGUAAGAGAAUGGGGAGUCUCAGAAAUAAGUGCAGCCGUCUUUUUUGCGAUUUGCUUGAUCGUCCAUCCGACCGUAGCUUGCAUGUUGAGUGGUUCGCACUGGACUACCUGUGGCUUUGUGUCGAUCGAAUCGGUAGCAAAGCGCUUGAUAAGGGUGAUGGAGAGAGGUCUCUCGUGCUGGCGGUUCAAAACAAUGACCAAUGCCGCCAACGCAUAGAUGAGAAGAUUGUUGAUUUCAUUCGUACAGUCCUUCUUGACGCGAAGUUCGCUCAGGAUAUCGGAGGUAAGCGUGAAGUCGGCUUGUAAGGGUGCAAUCGGGUGCGAUCUUUUUCGCAUAAAGGAGUUAUGGGUCAUUAGUAAAUGCAAUAGGUCAAAGCGCAUUAAUCGUCAUACCCAGCGUCCGAAGCUGCGUCGAUCUCGACGUCGAGUGCUUCAAAGCCUUUGGGCGCCAUAAUGGCAGAUGAGGUGCUGUAGGGAAGGACUUGGCUCGUUGAAUGACGGACAGUGUGCCAGGACUUCAAGUUAAAUCGAACGGACUGUCACCAUCACGGCCGCCCAAGCGCAGUUUUUUUUUUUUGUCCUUGGUUUUUUGAUUUCCUUUCUUUGUGUGCUUUAUCGUUGUAGGUUAGAAGAGUAUAGCAGUAGGGCAAAUUUGCCCCGGCGACCUACCGGACAGUCAUAAGCAUCUUUCGAUUCAAAUUUCGCUUUCUCUCCUGGCUUCAACCGUAUAAUGGGCAAUGCAUCAUAAAGAACCCUUGGAUAACUCUCUACAAUUGAAUUCUCUUCAAUAUCCCAUCGAGCCCCCUCCAAGAAAAUUCCAUUGAUGUAAGCGCCUUCUUCCGGCCGUACCCCAGCACUGCGGGUAGGCCGUACUUGAAACUCAAACGUCAACAAGUCGAUGGGAAUGGUGUACUUCCGGGCAUAGUUUUGCAAGCAUCCCGUAAGAAAACUUUGGGUGAAAAAGAAUGCACUGAGCCAAAAGACUGUCUUCUGCCAGCAAAAAAGACCAAAAAGCCCAUCGAAGUACAUCGGCUGAAGAUGGAGUGUCGGAGUUGCCGCGUGGACUUGCAUGACUGUGCCACACCGAAAAGCUCGCCUUAUUUAAUUAGCUGUCCGUCCCCAGCAAAUUAAGUGGCUUAGUCCCGCGAUCUGCCAGCUUUGAUCGUUUUGCACCCCAUGUGAGCAAUCACUUUUGAUAAGUUGGGGCUGCUCAGGCACCGCGCAGCCCAUUCCCCGGUCAGCAAAACCUCCGGAAAAGUGCCGUUUUUUUGGAUGUUGGCGGAAUCUUUGCCAUAUCGCAUUUGCUCCAUGAGAAUGUCGACCUUCUUCUACCCAAAUUUACCAAAUUGCCUGUUUGAAUGUAUUCGUGGCUGCAACAGAAGCUAUUGGAAUGGGCUAAAAAUGUCGACCUGUUGCUCGUCUCUCUGCUUGUGGUUCCUCUUCUUUGGGAUCCCCUCAGUGCCAGCAGAAGGGUGACCCAUCCUUGUUUCUGCAAUGGGCGAGACAAACGAAAGCAACUCGGCGUCUGCUCCAAUGCUUCGCAAGGAACUUCGUCGCCCAUUCUUGUCCAAUGUCUUUCUCUCCUGGAUCGACCCGUUCGUGAGACUGGGAUAUAAGAAGGCGCUUGAUGAACAGGAUCUUGGCUCACUUCCGAAAAGCCAGCAGGCCGUCUCAGUCGCUAACGACCUCAGUAGUUUCUGGGAGCAGUACAAACGUUAUACGGACCCUUUCGAAAAUACUUUAUGCACGCCACCAAGCCUCACGAAGUCGCUCGCUCUUCUCUACGCACCAAGAUUGGUAUUGAUUGCCCUCCUCCGUGCGAUUGCUCUUGUCAUCACUCUCGGGCUUCCUUUUGUCAUGAUUCCGCAAGUGUUGCAAUAUGUGAAUCCUCAACCUGAUGGCCCCAAGCUUUUCGUCGAAUCUGGUGUUGCGAUUGCAUUCAUUUUGUGCGCCCUCCAACUCGUCUUAUCCCUGUGCUCAAAUGGGGUACAAAUGCUCGGGCUCGACCUUACUGUGGAAGCGACCGCAGUUUUGACUGAUGCAUUGUAUGAGAAAACUCUUCGCCUCUCUCAUAAAGCCCGCCUACAGUUCCCUGCUGGUCAUAUCAUCACUCUCAUCAAUGCCGAUGUCACCAAAGUUGCUACGUACUCGAACUUCAUUAAUCCAAUGUGGACUGCUCCGGUGCAUAUAAUUGUGUGCUGCGUUUUGCUUGGGAAACUAUUGGGUCAAGUGGUCUGGGUAUCCAUCGGCCUGUUUGCUAUCUUCAUUGGUCUGCAAACACCAUUAGGCGCAGGCUUUGGGAAGGCCGUGGGGGGCUACAUGAAAUCCAUGGAUGCGCGUAUCAAGCUCCUUCGCGAGUUCCUGUACGGCGUCAAAGUAAUCAAAUACGCCGCUUGCGAAGACUACUUCUUUAAAAAGAUUUCGGCAGCGCGCAAGAUUCAGAAUAAAUCCUUCCGGUUGUUCUGUACGGUGAUUUUCUGGCUAAGCAGCGUCAAGCAACUGCAGCAGGUCCUUGUGCCCGUCAUCACGUUCGUCGUUUUCGCGGCAGUCGGAGGCGAUAUGUCUGGUUCCGCUCCUUUCUCCGUGCUUGGUCUAUUUUCCACCCUUGCCACUCCUUUCUCCGACAUUACCGAUGUAGUGGCAAAUCUGAGUCAGUUCCUGGUGUCCAUGCGACGCAUUCAGUCAUUGCUGCUUGCGGAGGAAGUCGAGCCAUCACAUCUCACGGGCCGCCUGGAGAAGGUUAAGAAUAUAGAUGACGCAAUUACGCUGCAAAAUGCCUGUUUUUGCUGGGAAUCGUCAAAGAACAGUGAGUCCGAAGCAGAUGCAAAACCCCCAUCGACUUUCCAACUACGAGAUAUGUCUAUCAACAUCCCGCGAGCCAGUUUAACCGCCAUUGUAGGCGCUGUUGGAGCAGGAAAAUCUUCUUUCUUUUCCGCUCUCGUGGGAGAUAUGCGUAGAACUGAUGGCGAAGCCAAUGCAUAUGGAACCAUGGCCUAUUGUCCCCAAGAACCUUGGAUUAUAACCGGUACCAUCAAGGAGAAUAUCCUCUUCAAUUCGAAUGUGACGGACGAACGGCUUUCGAAUGCUUUCUCUGUGUGCCAGUUGAAUCGUGAUCUGCAAUUGCUGUCACAUGGUGUCGAUACACAGAUUGGGGAGAAAGGUGUUAAUCUGUCUGGGGGUCAGAAAGCUCGAGUUGCGCUUGCACGUGCCGUAUAUCGAGAUGCAGAUAUAUACCUCUUGGACGAUCCAAUCGCGGCCUUGGAUGCACAUGUCAGCAAAGAAGUGUUCGAGAAAACCAUUUGCGGAGCUCUGCGAGGAAAAACUGUUUUGCUAGCGACGCAUCAGCUACAUCUUUUGCCAGAAGUGGACCACAUCAUUGUUCUUGAGCAUGGAAGGAUAGUUCAAGCGGGCACGUUCCCGAAUUUGAUGAGCGACAAAAAUGGAUUGCUCGCUCAGAUGAUGAAAGAUUUCCAUGUCGCUGAGGUGACUGCCUAUGAAGACGCAGAAGAAAACGAUGAUGUAAUCGAGACAAAAGAUGAGCUAAAUACGGCUCCAGCUACAACCCCAUCUUCAAAGGCCCAAGGAAUUGUUGCGGAGGAGCGUAAGAAGGGACAAGUAACGGGUGCCACAAUUGUAUCCUACUUUAAAGCCGGAGGAGGGAUCCCUUUCGCCUUUAAUGUCAUUUGCUCUACCAUUCUCCUCAUCGUUGCAAGCAGUGCCGUGCUUCUAUCUCUUUCGUGGUGGUCAACCAAUCGCUUUGGUUGGACUUCCUGGCAGUAUAUUGGAUUUUACGCAGGGGUGGGCGUAUUUUCCUCGGCCAUGAGCAUGUGUAUGAGUGGAGCCAUCGCUUAUGGGGGUUAUAAAGCGGGACGUGCAUUCCACCGAUUGGCUAUGAAUGGUCUUUUACAGGCCCCUAUGAGUUUUUUUGAAAGUCAGCCUGUCGGCAGGAUUAUAAGUCGCUUGACCACUGAUGUUAAAGACGUGGAUCUUAAUUUUCCAAAUACAUUUAUCGACCUCUUUGCAACUGGCACAAAUGUCAUUUCCACCCUCAUCGUUAUUGUAUAUGCCAAUCUCCUCUUACUCGUUUUACUUGCGGUGCUAGCAUUCUUGUACUUCCUUCUCUUCCGCUACUAUCAAUCAAGUUUCCGCGAACUAAAGCGCCUGCAAUCUAUCAUGAGGUCACCGCUCAGUGCACAUGUAUCAGAAACGCUGAACGGACUCUCGACGAUCAUGGCGUAUAAAGUACAUGACAAAUUCAUUGCCAAUCAACGUUCGAGGACGGAUCAGAGUAAUCUAUCCACUCUUUUCUAUAACGCGACUCGACUAUGGUUUUUGUUAAGGCUUGAAAUACUGUCAACGUCGGUUGUCUUGGUUUUGGUUUUGGUUGCUCCCUUGAAGAUUACGGACUCUAGUACCAUGGCUGUGUCUCUUACAUCGGCCAUCUCGCUUGGUUCCGUGCUCAUCCAGUUCUUUAUCAAUCUCGGGCGAGGCGAAGCGAUGUUCAACGCUAUCGAACGUCUCAACUACUACGCUAACGAAUUACCCCGGGAGGCUCCUUCUGAGUUAGAUAGUGAUCCCAAAGGUUCCACUUGGCCAUCCGCGGGAGCUAUCGCUUUCAAAUCCCUCCAACUAGGUUAUGAAUCACGCCCCGAUCAUCUUGUCAUCAAGCACCUUGAUCUCAGCAUCAGACCCGGGGAGAAGAUUGGCAUUAUUGGACGCACGGGAUCAGGGAAAUCCACUUUGGUGACUGCGUUGUUUAGGAUCAUAGAAGCGUCGGAUGGCCUCAUCGAAAUAGAUGGCCGGGAUAUUGCUAGUGUAGGUUUGAGGACGCUGAGGAAGGGGUUGCAAAUGAUCCCGCAGGAACCGACGUUAUUCUCCGGGACUUUUCGUAGUAACCUUGACCUGGAAUCUCGUUAUACGGAUGAGCAGAUGUGGCAAGCUCUAGACCUGAUAGGUCUGAAAACCUACAUCUCCUCUCUGCCGGAGAAACUGGAUGCACCCCUUACAGAAGGCGGCAGUAACCUUUCUGUGGGACAACGUCAAUUGCUUUGUCUCGCCAAGGCGAUCCUGGCAAAUGCAAAGGUGUUGGUGAUGGAUGAAGCAACUGCUGCAGUUGAUGCGGAUGCGGAUAAGAGGAUCCAGCAAUCGAUCGCAACCACUUUUAAGGACACGACUGUGAUCAGUAUAGCGCACCGUCUCAAUACAAUUGCUGGCUUUGAUCGGGUGCUGGUGUUGGAUGAGGGGAAAGCGGUCGAGUGCGAUGCUCCCUGGACAUUAUUGGAAAGGAAGGGGUCAGUGUUUGCGGAGCUGGUCGAGGCUACAGGAUCUGCGAAUGCCACAGCGGUGAGAGAAAUUUCACAUGCUGCAUUCCAACAAUUGGGGUCAAAAAGAUAGAUGGUGUGCAGCAAAUAGAACAAUAUGGAACUCUGUAUUGUGGGCAAUGAUUACGUCGUAUGCCGGGGAUACAAUCUGCAUUUUGCGUCGCAAACCCAAUGGAUGUGCGAUGAAUGCCAA